Messenger RNA from Ficedula albicollis (Collared flycatcher), 1551 nucleotides. RefSeq names its product defective in cullin neddylation 1 domain containing 1 (gene DCUN1D1). The transcript is spliced from 6 exons. The coding region runs from base 64 to 798 and encodes 244 amino acids. Gene Ontology annotation, molecular function: ubiquitin-like protein binding; ubiquitin conjugating enzyme binding; cullin family protein binding. Gene Ontology annotation, biological process: protein neddylation; positive regulation of ubiquitin-protein transferase activity. Lineage: Eukaryota; Metazoa; Chordata; Aves; Passeriformes; Muscicapidae. Gene Ontology annotation, cellular component: ubiquitin ligase complex. The record is from RefSeq and is a predicted model, not a curated record.
AGUAUUGUCUGUUUUCACUAGAACAAGUUGAAAUCAUCACAGAAGGAUAAAGUGCGUCAGUUUAUGGUCUUCACACAAUCUAGUGAAAAGACAGCAGUGAGUUGUCUGUCUCAAAAUGACUGGAAGUUAGAUGUUGCAACAGACAACUUUUUCCAAAAUCCUGAACUUUAUAUACGAGAGAGUGUUAAAGGAUCACUGGACAGAAAGAAGUUAGAACAACUAUAUAACAGAUACAAAGAUCCUCAAGAUGAAAAUAAGAUUGGUAUAGAUGGAAUACAGCAGUUCUGUGAUGACCUAGCUCUUGACCCAGCCAGCAUCACUGUACUCAUCAUCGCAUGGAAGUUCCGGGCUGCAACACAGUGUGAAUUUUCAAAGCUGGAAUUCAUGGAUGGAAUGACUGAGCUGGGAUGUGACAGCAUAGAAAAACUGAAGGCCCAGAUUCCUAAAAUGGAACAAGAAUUAAAAGAACCAGGAAGAUUUAAAGAUUUUUAUCAAUUUACUUUCAACUUUGCAAAGAACCCGGGACAGAAAGGUUUAGAUUUAGAAAUGGCCAUUGCCUACUGGAAUUUAGUACUUAAUGGAAGAUUUAAAUUUCUAGACUUGUGGAACAAAUUUUUGUUGGAACAUCAUAAAAGAUCAAUUCCUAAGGAUACUUGGAACCUUCUUCUAGACUUUAGUACAAUGAUAGCAGAUGAUAUGUCUAACUAUGAUGAGGAAGGGGCAUGGCCAGUUCUUAUUGAUGACUUUGUGGAAUUUGCACGCCCUCAAAUUGCUGGGACAAAAAGUACGACAGUGUAGCACUAAAGGACCCUUCUAGAGUGUACAUAGUCUGUACAAAUACCUGAAAUGGAAAAUUGCACAGUCAAUUUCUGCUGGCUGGACUGAACUGAAGAUCAAUCCUCACAAUAUGGCUGAGGGUUGAGACAAACCUUUAAGGAUACAUCUUGGACCAUAUCAUAUUUCAUUCUUCUACUGGUGGUUUGGGCUUUUCUUCUAGUCUGGACCACUCUUGCCCGUUAAAAUUCCAACACUGUGGAUUUCAUCAUGGAUUUAUUUUUUGUUGGUGGAUCACCCUAGUUUCAUCUCCCAUAAGUCCUAGAAGCUUUAUAAUUAAUUUGAGGUUUUUUGAUUUCACAUAAAGCACAACGCUGGUUGGUCAUCAUCAGACAACUGUUGUAUGGCAUCUGAAUUACACAGAUCAACAUCAAAACAAUUUUUAAAAGAAUCCUUAAAUAUACACUUGGGGCUAGUUGCAAAGACUGUACUGAUAGCACUUCCUGCAAGAGUGAUAUAUUUAAGUGUACUGGGUCCGAGUUUUUUCUUUUCUGGAAAAGUGCAGGUGUCGUCUGAGUCUGUGGUCACAGCAGUGCCAGCAAUGGCCAUGGAGCCCCAGGGCUGGUGACUGGGGGUCUUGGUGCCUGGCUGAGGUUUGCUGGUGGCUCAGCUGCUCUGGGGAGAGCUGGGGGGCGACACAACUCGAGCACUUCCACCCUGCCCUGGGCUGAGCUGUGUCCUCACAGAACCAGUGUUCUCUAGGUUACUCUCUAAGAA